CACAGCAGCCAGGAACUGGCAGCGUCGGGUCAAGGGGCACGGACGCUGCCACCAUGACCCGGCUGCCUGCCGGGCGCGCUCUGCUCGCGGCCGCCCUCGGUCUCUCCUGGCAACCCCGACUUCUCCGUCACCAUGUUGGCCCGGCUGCAUGGAGACGCCGGUGCUUCGGCGCCGGAAGCGAAGCAGAAGACGGCAGGCGGGCUACUCCUCUGCUAAAGCAUCUCGUGCUCAAGAUAAAGUCCACGGGCCCUCUCACAGUCGCUGAAUACAUGCGGGAAGUCCUAACGAAUCCUGUGGAGGGUUACUAUAUGCACCAUGACAUGCUGGGAGAGAAAGGGGAUUUUGUUACUUCACCUGAAAUAAGUCAAAUCUUUGGGGAGUUAAUAGGAAUAUGGUAUGUUAGUGAAUGGAUGGCCGCUGGCAAACCUAAAACUCUCCAACUGGUGGAACUAGGCCCAGGUAGGGGCACUCUUACAGAUGAUAUUUUGCGGGUUUUUAACCAGCUGGGCUCUUUACUCAAUAAAUGUGACAUUUCUAUUCAUCUGGUAGAGGUGAGCCCCAAACUAAGUGAGAUCCAAGCAUUGACACUGACAGGGGGGAAGAUACAAUCAGAGCUUGAUGUUACAUUCCCUGUCUACAUGAAAGGCAUUAGCAAGGCUGGAAUUCCAAUCUUCUGGUACCGAGAGCUGCAAGAUGUACCACAAGGUACCAGCUUUUAUUUAGCACAUGAAUUUUUUGAUGCCUUGCCAAUACAUAAAUUUCAGAGGACAGAAAAAGGAUGGCGCGAAGUGUUGAUUGAUAUAGAUCCAAAAGGUCCUGACCAACUGUGUUUUGUUCUGGCACCAUCUGCUACCCCUGCUACAGAAUACUUCAUACAGAGUAAAGAAGAAAGAGAUCACGUGGAAGUAUGUCCUGAUGCUGGCAUCCUCAUUCAGAGACUUGCGUGUCGUAUUCAAGAGGACGGGGGAGCUGCACUUAUUGCUGAUUAUGGUCACAAUGGAAAUAAGACUGACACUUUCAGGAGUUUCCGCAGUCACAAACUUCAUGAUGUAUUAAUAGCUCCAGGUACAGCAGACCUGACAGCAGAUGUUGACUUCAGCUAUCUCCAAACCAUGACACAGGGAAGAGUAGCCACCUUGGGACCUCUAAAGCAACAGGAAUUCUUAAAGAAUAUGGGUAUUGAUGUCCGGCUGCAGGUGCUAUUGCAGAAUUCAAGUGACACAGCAAUGCACAAACACUUGCUUCAAAGCUAUGAUAUGUUAAUGAAUCCUAAGAAAAUGGGGGAUCGCUUUAAUUUUUUUGCCCUACUGCCUCAUCAGAGACUUGCACAUUCUGAUCAGAAAGUGAAUCUACAACACUCAAAAUCUCUUUCAGCACCUGUUGCUGGAUUUGGUGAACUUGUCUGGAAGUAAAGCUAAAGAUUAGACACUUUGUAUAAUUGAUGGGAGCCUGCCACUAACUAUUAGUCACAGUAAAGAAAA
Dermochelys coriacea (leatherback sea turtle) is the source of this 1481-nucleotide messenger RNA. RefSeq names its product NADH:ubiquinone oxidoreductase complex assembly factor 7 (gene NDUFAF7). The coding region runs from base 54 to 1412 and encodes 452 amino acids. Gene Ontology annotation, molecular function: protein-arginine omega-N symmetric methyltransferase activity. Gene Ontology annotation, cellular component: mitochondrion. Gene Ontology annotation, biological process: mitochondrial respiratory chain complex I assembly. The transcript is spliced from 10 exons. Lineage: Eukaryota; Metazoa; Chordata; Testudines; Dermochelyidae. The record is from RefSeq and is a predicted model, not a curated record.